Apis florea (little honeybee) is the source of this 3566-nucleotide messenger RNA. RefSeq lists its product as uncharacterized. Gene Ontology annotation, biological process: regulation of transcription by RNA polymerase II. NCBI's taxonomy places the organism in Eukaryota, Metazoa, Arthropoda, Insecta, Hymenoptera, Apidae. Gene Ontology annotation, molecular function: DNA-binding transcription factor activity, RNA polymerase II-specific; RNA polymerase II cis-regulatory region sequence-specific DNA binding. The record is from RefSeq and is a predicted model, not a curated record.
AAAAAGGAAUAGUGAGUAAGAAACGAAUAUUUGAGUAAUAAGAUAGAAAAGAAAUAUAAGUUAAAUGGCUACGCUUGAUAUGCAACAAGAUAUUUUAAAUCAAGUAGUUGAAAACGAACAACAACAACAACAAGAGGAAAUUCAACUGACAGAAUUAUUACCGGUGAAACAAUCACGAAUCAGGGAGAAUGAAAUUUUUAAAGAUAUAGAUGAGAAUGUUGAUACGACCGAUGCUUUAAAGAUACUUCGAAGUUUCACCAUCGCCAACAAUUGUUGCAACGACGAUGAACAUAAGCUUUGUUCGGCCAAUUUAUCUUUUUGUAGAAAAAUCGAUCAAUAUGAGCGAGAAAAAUUACAAGACAAUUGCAAACAAUUGCUUGAAGAAGCAAACAAUAUACAAAAGAAGACUUGCGAAUAUGAUAAAAAAAAUAUAAUUAAUAAAACCGAGAUUGGAAAAGAAAAAGAGAAACGCAACGUUCAAAGAUUUGAGAACGAAUCAAAUAUAGGAAAAAGAAAACGCAAGCAAAUCGAUAAAAAAUCGAUGAUUAAAGAUGUAAUAAAAUUCCCAAAGAAAAGAGUAAUUAUCGAUGCAAUAAAAAAUAAUAAAAAACAAAAAAGUGAAGAAAAUGGCAACGCAAGGUCAAGGAAUCGGUUAAAAUUACGAGAAAAUUCAUAUCUCGAAAAUAAAAAAGGGAUUGACGAACAAAUAGAAUCAACGACUUAUUUAGAUCUUGACAAGAAUAAUCAUCAUUUAAAUGAUGAGAUUUAUGUGUUUCGUCGUGAGUUGAUAGACGAAGAACAGGAACCCAAUACAAACUUGAAAAACAUAGAAGGAAUGUACAAAAAUGUGAAUUAUACAAAUACUACCGAUGGAAUAUUAUUCGAUCGAAUAGCAAUUUCUAGCGAAAUAACGGAUAAAAAUAAUAUCGAUGAAGCCGCUAAACAACUUAUCGCCGUUACUAUUGAAGAAAAUGGCAUAUUUAAUGCAAAAGUAGCGAAUUCGAAAAUAUUGCUCGAGAAUUCAUCGAAAGAAACAAAGUUAAAUUUAUAUACAACGACGAUGAAUUAUCUUGUAGACAGUGAAAACAAUAAUACGAUGGAAUCAAGUCGAUUCAAAGUCGGAGAAGCUCAUACGAAUCCAUCGUAUGGAUCAGAUAUCUCUAAGAACGUAGUCGUUAUCGAAUCGUCAUCGUCGUCGUCGUCGUCGUCGUCGUCGUCGUCAUCGUCAUUGUCAUCCUCAUCGUCAUUAUCAUCGUCAUUGUUGUCAUCGUCGCUCUCAUAUUCAAAAAAAAAGAAUUUGAAUGAUAACGAGGAUAGGCGAGAUGAAGACGAAAAGAUCGAUAUCAAAGCUAAAGAAGAUAAUCAGCAAAAAAAAUAUUGUUGUGUAGUUUGCGAGGCGCGAUUCAAAGGUAGUGGAGGUCUUCGUAAUCAUUAUAAGAUCGUACAUGGAGCGGGACCUAUCUUUAAAUGUGACGAGUGUGGCAAAGAAUUCCCUUUGAAAGAAAGAUUGAAACUACACGUUAGAACACAUACCGGAUUCAAGCCGUAUAAAUGUCCAGAAUGCGACAAAAGUUUUGCCAGAGGAGGACAAUUGGUGCAGCAUCGGCGUACUCACAGUCAGGUGAAACCGUACCGUUGCGGUUUAUGUUCUGGCACGUUUACCUGUGCCGCGAAUUUGGCAUUGCACGUAAAGCGACACAAUGGUCAAAAAGAUCAUAAAUGUGAGAUUUGUGGUCGCGCGUUCGUUCGCCGAGACGCGCUCAAAAAACAUCUCGAAUGCCUUCAUAGAGAUGUAAAAUCUUUUCUCUGCGUGAUAUGUAACAAAACUUUCAAGGGCCAUCUACCUCAACACAUGAGAACGCAUGCGCGCGAUCGGCCACACGGUUGCGCUACGUGUGGUCAAAGAUUCGCUCAAAAAUCUCAAUUGACCGUCCAUCAAAGAACACACUCAGGACAAAGACCAUUCAGAUGUUUGGUUUGUUGGCAGGCAUUUGCACAUUCAACAGCUCUUAAACUUCAUACAAGAAGACAUACCGGUGAAAGGCCGUUUAAAUGUGCCGAAUGUAACGCCGGUUUCACACAACUACCCCACUGGAAGAAGCAUAUGAAAUGCAUCCACGGUCGAAAUGAGCCAUACGCUUGUAAAAAGUGUAAGAGUUUCUUUAGAAUCAAAAAUGAUUUGGAAUGUCACGAGAAAACCUGUCAUCCUGAAUCUAAAAGUGAACACGACGUUUCGAAUAAUCGAAUGGACUCGAUAACGGCAACGAUAAUACCGACAACAUCAGUUUCGAUGACCUUACAAUCGACAACGUCGUCCCUGCUCUCCAAUGAAAUAAUCACCGACAAAUCCUCCUCCCCUCCCUCCAAAUAUAAAAUAAUGUCUGUCGAGAGGAUGAGAUUGUUGCUCGCUGUACUUCUUAAGAGGAUUAGCAAACAAGAAAGAUUGGACGAAUUAGGAUUUGGCAAACGAUUAAUCGACGAGGUUCUUUAUGACUCUUUGUUAUCCGCUGGCAAAGAUCCGGUCGUGAGUAACGGUCUUUCGGAACUCGAAACUCUCACCAAGAAUCUCGAGAUAUUUCUCAAGUGGACCGUACCCAAAGAACAUUGGGAACAUUUUCGCAAAUUGAAUAAAACACCCGAAGAUAUCCUGGAAACACUUACCGCUACUUAAAUAAAAUUCCUAGUUAUUUCAAUAAUAUUUUAAUCAUAUAUGGUUAACGCUACUAAAUAUUUACCAAAGAUUAGAAGAUACAAAUAUACUUUAAACUUCUUGGAAAUUAUUUCAUCCUAAAUCGAGGCUUUUUAAAUCAAAGACUGUUCCCUCUUUUUACACUAUAUAAUUUUUCUAUAACUUUAUACGUAUAACGCACCGUUCGCGACUAUGUGAAUAAAAACAAGUUAGAGAUGAACGAAAAAAAAAAAAAGAAAAGAAAGAUUUGAACACGUGCAGAAUAAGAAUAUUCGUAGCACGUGUUCAUCGUCAAUCAAUAUAUUAUUUAGUAAUAAUAUUCGUUCGUAUUAUACAUUAUCUAAAUACCAAAAGUGUUAAUGAUUAUUUAUUAAAAUUAUUUCGAUUACAUAUAAAUAAUUUCAUUUAAUAUAAAAAUAAGUAUUUGCUAGUCCAAAGUGCAAACGCAACAUUCGUAAUAACAAUCGAAUAACUCAUUGAUCAUUUUGUGCGUGCACCGUUUUAAGUUAUUCAUUUCGUACUGGAAAAAAUAAAAUAUACGAUUGACUGAUAUAUAUUUUAACGAUAUUAAAGCUUAUUAUUAGUUAUUACGUUACAUAUAUGUUGUAAAAGUAAUAACGAGUUACACGUAAAACGAUAGAUAGAUUGAACGAAUAAAUUUGUUCCCAUCAUUUCUAUGUGAUAAGUUAAUUAUGCAUCGAGUGCCAUAUUGUUUGUAUAAAAAGUUCGUACAAACAAUUUAAAAACACAUUUAGAGUUUUAAACUUCUACGCAAAGUAUAAAGCGACAAUAUACACUGCGAAAUUUUCAUUAUGAGAGAAAGCGAGAGAGCAAGAGAGAAGGAAUGAAUGAGCGAGCGAGAAAGAAAGAGAGAUAU